Melampsora larici-populina 98AG31 is the source of this 2670-nucleotide messenger RNA. RefSeq lists its product as uncharacterized. The coding region runs from base 1 to 2670 and encodes 889 amino acids. Gene Ontology annotation, biological process: Golgi to plasma membrane transport; exocytosis. Gene Ontology annotation, molecular function: phosphatidylinositol-4,5-bisphosphate binding. The record is from RefSeq and is a predicted model, not a curated record. The transcript is spliced from 10 exons. Gene Ontology annotation, cellular component: exocyst; plasma membrane. Lineage: Eukaryota; Fungi; Basidiomycota; Pucciniomycetes; Pucciniales; Melampsoraceae.
AUGACACCAGUCUCACCUAGUCCCCUGAAGUUCAACAAAACCAAAUCUCCUACCAAUAAUCUGAAGGAGGCAGCGACCCCCUCCAUUAGCCGAUUGAUCAGUUCUCCACUUCGUUUGACAAACGAAGAACGUCCUUCUACUAGUUCCUCUCUACAACAGCAACCACUACCCACCUCAUCUCAAUCAGCAAAAAAUCCCGCGAGACCAAUAAGUUUGGCAGGUGCCGGUCCACCUCGUCAUAAAGAAGAGGUAUUAACACGGCGAGGAAAAUCGUCAAAUCCAACAAAUGUAGAAAUAGAUUUUAGUAUAAGACCUGCGGUAAAUGAGGAAGACGAAGAAGCUGAACCACCCAAAGGAACGGUGGAAGCACAACACGAUAUACUAGCCAAUGUUGAAGAAAUGUUGGAAGGAUUUGAGUGGAGGAUGAUUGGAACGGCGGUCGAGGGAGUUGAUCUGAUUGAAGAAAGGCUAUUGAACGAACUCAAAGCAUUGGACUUAGCUGAAAUUCAUGCGAUAAUUGAAAAUGAUGACCGGGUAGAUUUGAUCGGAAAAAGUCUCGAUGACGGUCUAGCUCAGUUAGAUAAGAUGGAAGCUAUGCUAAGCUUGUAUCGAACUCAACUCAAUCUUGUGAGCGAUGAGGUCACGCACAUCGAGGGACAGAACAGAGGUCUACAGGUCCAGAUAUCAAACCAAAGAUUGUUGCUGGAGGAAAUCAAAGAACUCAUGCAAACCGUCCACAUUCCACCUGAUGUACUGGAUUCAUUAGUCCGAGAGCCACUUGAUAAGCCAGAAGGAGUACAUAACUUGGAGAAAUCAAUCACCAUCCUCUACAAGGCUAUCCUCUCGGUCCACAAUAUGGGUAAUGCAGCAGCAGCAGUAGCUGCUGCUGACGAUCCAGUCGAUGAAUACAAGCGAGAUGCGAAGCAGUUCUGUAAACGGGUAUACGAGUUUCUGGCCGUAAUGUUCAAGUACGAGUCUGAGAAGUUUUUGAAAGACCCGAUCAACGAAACAAUUAUAGCAAGCUUAAGCUUACCGUCGCACGAGCCUUUAGAGAAGUACCUGGGCACGUAUUGUGGAUUGACUUUAUUUAUGAAAGAACUAGAUGAAGCCAGAUAUCAGCAAUUGUGUGCAGCUUACUUUGCCACCUUUAGUGACAUGCAUAAGAAAGAGAUCAGUGCAUUAUUUGAGGUUUGUCGGACGCAGAUUCGUAAGCCGACUGAAGAGGAACUUGAAGCUAUCGACGUUGUGAUUUCUUCAGCUUUUGCUGCAUCAGUCAUCCAGUCACCGACCAAUGCCAAGAUCUCAGCAACACGCAAACCAUUAGCAAGAUUUGAUCGAAAAGAUAAGAAAGGUUCAGGUGGAACCGGCCAAGGAGAGAUGACAGCUGGGACAGGUUUAGAGAUCAUAUCUGUAUCAGUCUUGAAGAACUUGGAACGCGAACAGAACUUUGUUCGAGAUCUUUUGAAUAUUCAAUCGGCUGAUGAUGAAUUAGAUAACAUGAUCACAUUUGCAGAUUAUGCUGACCUGGAAGGUUAUUUUAGGAAAGCUGCAUUGGCUGGUAAUGCUCUGAAAGGGAAUAAAUUUAAGGAUAUCUUAAGUGUCAUGGAUUUGAUUUUUGGAUUUUUGCCUGGUGUGAUUAAGGAUUGGAUCGAUUCUUUUGUCGCUAGAGAUCCAUUGCAGAUGGUGAGUGUCUUGGCCGCGCUCGACACGACGAUCAAAGCUGCUCAACAAACCAGAAACGAAUAUUGGUUGAAGACUCUCGAAGUUCAACAACGAAAAUCGUUGAGUCUCUUUGAAAAAUACGUCAAAGAGCAAUUGAAGGCAAUUGAAACUACCAAACUGACGGUGAAGAAGCGAAAAGGGGUGGUUGGGUUCAUUGCUACAUUUCCGGAUUUUGUGAUUCGAGUGGAACGUCAAAUGGAAGUGGUAGAUGAUCAAGGAAAUCCGACCCGUAAGUUGGUGGACAAAGUCUAUGGUCAGAUCGUACAAUCUAUGUUCGAAGCAUUGCAGAUGAUGGCGAAAAAUGACAAGGAUCAAGCACCAGCUACGGGAGGUGGAGGUGGCAAUCAAGAAGACAGAGACAAAGAUAGAUUGAACUAUCAUACAUUGAUCAUCGAAAACAUGCACCACUUUGUCACGACGGCCUCUAAAGUUAAUGUGUCGGCAUUAGGGCUCUGGUUGGAAAAAGCCAAGGAACAGUACGAUCAAAAUUUGAAUUUGUACAUCCGUUUGGUACUUCGACGGCCUUUGGCUCGAUUGAUUGACUUCUUCGAAGGCAUUCAACAAUUAUUAAGAACUACGUCUCCUAGUGAGAUUUCAAUGCAUAGUCAAUACACGAAAUCGGCCUUAAAACGAGCAAUUUCAUCCUUUGAUAAAAAAGAUUUGAAGAAAUCCAUUGAAGCACUGGCCAAAAGAGUAGAAAAACAUUUUAAUGAUUUAGCCAAUCCAUCAGCUGUGAUGAAUACAGUUUGGAGUGCAUGUGAAGCUGAAUUAAGGAAAUGGAUUGAAGAAUGGAAUGGAGUGAUUUUGAAAUGUUAUGGUAUUGAAACUCAUGGUUUAGACAUUGGAGUUGAAGAUGUUAAAGCUUCAUUUUUAAAAUAUAAACCUGAACAUUCUUCUUUCUAUUGUGGUUUGGUGGCUUUGUGUUAUCAGAUAUAUAUUUAUAUUUGA